Molecule: messenger RNA, 2305 nt
Organism: Hibiscus syriacus
Lineage: Eukaryota; Viridiplantae; Streptophyta; Magnoliopsida; Malvales; Malvaceae
Product: GDP-L-galactose phosphorylase 2-like
Exons: 7
Coding region: 765-2114 (449 amino acids)
Biological process (GO): glucose metabolic process
Cellular component (GO): cytoplasm
Molecular function (GO): GDP-D-glucose phosphorylase activity
Source: RefSeq, a predicted model, not a curated record
AGAGGUCACCGUCAACGGCACCCGCCUUGUCCCUUUCGAGGCUCGUAUGGUUGAGGAAGAAUAAAACCCAAACAUAACUCUGGGAAAUAUCCUCUCUAUUCCUUUCCCUUUUCACAUCUCUGUCGAGUUAUUAGUCCUUUACCCCUCGGAAAUUAGGGCCACUAGAUUCGUUCAGUACCCAUUUAUCAGAACUAUGGCCACAAUACCUUGAGAAAACAUACUCCACACCAUCCCCCAUCUAUAUAUCUUCCAUAUCGUUGCGUUAGCAGACCAGCAGAAAAUAAAAAAUCGGAGAAAAGGUUCAAUCUUCGGGUGCACCUCAGGUGUUCGACAAUCGACAAUAAGUUUAAUAGAAGUUAGAGAGGUUGGGUAUUUGUUUAAUUAGUUUGUUUAAAGGGUUUUUUUUAAUUUUGGGGCAACACCCAAGGUUAGACAUUGUGGACAUCACGGCUAUACACAAAUUUUUUCGGCCUAGUUUUCAUGUCCGAGCUGUACGACGGAAGGGUUGUGUGAUCGAGAGAACCCCUUCGCCGCACGGUGGACGUGGAGCUUUGCCUUCCGAAGGCGGUAGUCCUUCCGAUCUCCUAUUCCUUGCCGGUGGUGGUAUUGUCUUUUAGACUUCAGUAGCCUAAUUAAUUAGCUUUUAAGUCUGUAAAAUAAUAAUAUCCAAGAAGCUUGUUUCUCGUUGUCCGCGUUGUCGUUCUUGUCGGGUGUUCCUUUGUUCGAUUUUUAUUGGUAAAGAAAGAAGCGAAGUAUUAGCAAAGAUGAUGCAGCUCAGUAUUAAGAGGGUUCCCACUGUUGUUUCGAAUCACCAAAAAGAUGAGGCGGAAGAGACUGCUCGCCAGAGCGGUGGAUGUGGAAAGAAUUGCCUUAGAAGCUGUUGCAUUCCAGGAGCAAAGCUUCCUUUAUAUGCUUUCAAGAAGGAGAACAAUAUUGGGAAUGAAAAAGAUGUUCUUGAAAUUGAAAACAAAGAGUCUCCGAUUGCUUUUCUUGAUUUCCUUGUUCUUGGGGAGUGGGAGGAUCGCAUGCAGAGAGGGCUCUUUAGAUAUGAUGUAACUGCCUGUGAAACCAAGGUGAUUUCUGGUGAACAUGGCUUUAUUGCCCAGCUGAAUGAGGGGCGCCACUUGAAGAAGAGGCCAACUGAGUUCCGUGUUGAUAAGGUUCUCCAGCCCUUUGAUGGGAACAAGUUCAACUUCACCAAAGUCGGACAAGAAGAGGUGCUUUUCCAGUUCGAAGCAAGUGAAGAUGGUGAAGUUCAGUUCUUCCCCAAAGCUCCAAUUGAUGUUGAAAAUUCUCCAAGUGUUGUUGCCAUAAAUGUUAGUCCUAUUGAAUAUGGGCACGUGCUGUUGAUCCCUCGAAUUCUCGAAUGCUUGCCCCAGAGGAUUGACCACAAGAGCUUGUUGCUUGCACUCUAUAUGGCAGCUGAAGCUGGGAAUCCGCACUUUAGAUUGGGUUACAACAGCUUGGGUGCAUUUGCUACAAUCAAUCACCUACACUUCCAGGCCUACUACUUGGCUGUUCCCUUUCCUAUUGAGAAAGCUCCUACCAAGAAAAUUACCACUUUGAAUGAUGGUGUGAUUAUCUCAGAGCUUCUAAAGUAUCCAGUCAGAGGUCUUGUCUUUGGGGGUGGUAACACUCUCCAAGAUUUGUCCGACACUGUGUCUGAUGCCUGCAUUUGCCUUCAAGAUAACAACAUACCAUACAAUGUGCUCAUCUCUGAUUGUGGAAAGCGGAUCUUUAUCCUUCCUCAGUGUUAUGCUGAGAAACAAGCUCUUGGGGAAGUGAAUUCAGAGCUCUUGGACACCCAGGUCAACCCAGCUGUGUGGGAAAUUAGUGGUCAUAUGGUGUUGAAAAGGAGGAAGGACUAUGAUGAAUCAUCUGAGGAAAAUGCCUGGAGGCUCCUUGCAGAGGUUUCUCUCUCUGAUGAGAGGUUCCGAGAAGUGAAUGAACUCAUCUUCGAAGCCAUUGCUGGUGGCACAGAUGUCAUUGAAAGUGUUGCUGUGGUUGAGGAUCCUGAUACCAAAACUCAAUCUUUUGAAGAAGAGAAUACCAUCACUGAUAGCUCCCACCAUGCCAUGGUGGUUGGGACACAAGAAUGUCUUGUUUUGCAGUAAAGAUAAACAUUCAGGAAUCGAAACCCUGUUUAGAAUUUCUAUGGCACUUGUAGCCUAAAUAAGCAAAACCCAGUUUGCACUGUUUUUAUCGACCUUGUUUAAACUGCUAGAUGCUUUUUUUUUGCUUCAUGGACUCCAAGUCCAAUGUAAUGCUUGAUGUUACGAGAUAAUAAAUGUACGUCAUUGUGUGC